Molecule: messenger RNA, 558 nt
Organism: Coprinopsis cinerea okayama7#130
Lineage: Eukaryota; Fungi; Basidiomycota; Agaricomycetes; Agaricales; Psathyrellaceae
Exons: 2
Coding region: 1-558 (185 amino acids)
Source: RefSeq, a predicted model, not a curated record
AUGUCUCCACAAGCUUCAAGUUCCACUCUCCAAAUCGACGUGACCUCUGCCACCAGGCCCGGGAUGCGGUCCAGGGCAGGCAGCAUGAUGGCGGUGGCAUCGACGCCGACCGAGCUGCGCGAUCACUCCGUCGACAGCAGCGCAUGGGUCGUCCCCGACCACAUCGUCGUCAACGACUUUAUGUUUUGUGCGGAGCAUGGGGACGAGUACUGCCAUGCGUGCUGUUGUGACCAUCGGCUUACGAAUAAUAUAAGGAUCGAGGAUGAGCUGGAGGGUGUGGAGAAGUUUGAUUUUGAGUUGGAUUGGGAGGACCGACAAUCUAUAAACGUUUAUGCGUUGGGUGCAGUGGCGGAUAUCACUACCGAGGAUUCCUUCCAAUGCGAGAAACACGAGACGGUCGAUUGCAAGGAGUGUUUCAAUUGGGUGGAGGUUGUGAAGAAGCAUGCGGAGGCUGUGGAAGAGUUUGGGAGGUGGAAUUUGGGGAGUGCGCAUAAGGAGGGGUCGGUGUUGCAGGAGGCGAUGGAGAGGCUGGCUGUGGAGAAGAAGCGGGGGGAAUGA